AUGGAAAAGAUACCGGUCGAUGCACUCAUUGGCUUCGCACAACAGAUCAUCGACGGUGACCCGAAGAUCACCAUUCCGCUGGAGAUACUCAAUGUCACGAAAGACACCAUAGAUGGGAGAAGAGCAUGUGCGGGGUGGUACUCCGGCUUUGAACGCGACCAGGAAUUGCCUCGAGAUGUUAUCGACUCCAAUACAAAACACCGAUACUUUCUGCUGCAGCUGGAAACGGUUUUCGAAGCUCGCCGCAGAGAAGUGAAGAGUCGUAGACCAAAGCGGAAGAAGAAGAUCGAGCUCAGUGGUGCGGAACAUCUGACCAAUCUGUACCAGCAUCUUCAGCUCGAAGAGCCCAGCAGCAGCGAGAGCAGCAACCCGUCAAGCUCGAGUACGAAGCCCAAAAAGCCAGUCGUUGAGGAGCAUGACUACUCAUUGGCGGACAGCGAGGAAGACGACAAGGCCUUUGCGGUCUACUGCAUGUUCCAAGAUCUUUGGGAGCUGAGGAUGCAGAUCGGGCAGCUGUGGCAUGACUAUCAUACCGGCAAGAUCAGCUUCAUCGCAGCAUCUCACACAACAGAGAGCGCAAUCCAAAUUGCCUUUCUUUUGGCCGGAGAUUUUCACAGCACCCACUCAGACCUUCAAAACUUUGACCAGAUUGUGGACUACUUGGGCCACGAGUCAUACAUCAGUGUCGCCAGAUACUGUGGCGGCGGUCAAGUUGAGGCCGGUUCUAGUGACCCAGCCUCAGCGUCGGCAUUGGAACACAAGGAUUCGUUCUUGUUGAUGCCGGCUUGGUGUGCCAUCAACGAUGUCCGGCAGCUCGCACUAGACCUUCACAUCCAGCGUUCAAGUGUACAGGCGUCGAGACCUACAACAGUAUUUCCUGGUCAUCGUUUUUUGCUGAACAUAGUGGGCGAUCUGGGAAAGCUGGCAGGCCUACCCUGCCAAGAGUACACAGAGGAGUUCCGGACCCAGCUAGACGGCCCUUGGCUGAUGCCCUACUGCGAUCACUAUACCGCCCGACUUUUCGGACUGGUAUCAGCACCCACGCCUUUCGGUGCCGGCAUACCUGCGGCGACCGCCAUGUAUAUGAAUGUCUACGAUGUGCUCGAGGGUGACCUUGAACGCGGUCUUCAAUACAACUACUGGUGUGAGCAAACAUCUGAGUACGCACGAUCUGACUCAGGCGGGACGCUGUUUGACACCGCGAUCGCCAUCGUCCCUACUUUCGAGGCAGCGAGCGCUCAAGGCUGGCUGAUGCAUACACCCAAACGCUCUUUUGACCCCAUGAACCCUGACUAUCUUAGGAGCCUACGGGCCCAAGCUAAGCAGCGCUACUCGUCGGUCGCGAAACAAGUCGAGUACCUGCAGGCCAACGCACCUUGUUUAAUUAGGAGACCAAUCCUGAUGCCAGCGAAUGUUCUGGCCGCGUUGCCGCUCCUCGCGGGACAAGCCACUUGGACAGCACUCAUGCAGUACGAGACCAGCACGAAGAGCUUCAUUAACUUCCACCAGACCGUACUUGCUUCGAUGCAUCUGCAUAACACAACAAUGCUCCAAUAUAGCUGCAGUGAAGAGUGGCUAGACAUGGACUUCGCCCUCAAACAAGAGCCGAGAACGUCUCAGCUGCUGCAUGCUGGCGAUGGUACCAUCGCCUCAGCUGCCAAGCAAUACGCUUUAGCUAUGGGUGUGAGUCCCCAAGAUGUCAUGCGCAAGCAGGCUCCCAAACUUCCCCGUCACCUAACUUCUGCCACCAAAGCACCGAAAUUGGCUCAGGAAGCCGAUCUCGUUGAGAAGGAAGGACUUGGGGUCCUGCUCAGGGACCAGGAUAUCGUUGACACAUACAUGGAGGUCGACAUAUAG
Fulvia fulva is the source of this 1857-nucleotide messenger RNA. RefSeq lists its product as uncharacterized. The record is from RefSeq and is a predicted model, not a curated record. NCBI's taxonomy places the organism in Eukaryota, Fungi, Ascomycota, Dothideomycetes, Mycosphaerellales, Mycosphaerellaceae. The transcript has 3 exons. Bases 1 to 1857 code for a protein of 618 amino acids.